Molecule: messenger RNA, 1570 nt
Organism: Belonocnema kinseyi
Lineage: Eukaryota; Metazoa; Arthropoda; Insecta; Hymenoptera; Cynipidae
Gene: Syx8
Product: syntaxin-8
Exons: 5
Coding region: 437-1177 (246 amino acids)
Biological process (GO): intracellular protein transport; vesicle fusion
Cellular component (GO): endomembrane system; SNARE complex
Molecular function (GO): SNAP receptor activity; SNARE binding
Source: RefSeq, a predicted model, not a curated record
UGCUCACGUCCUGACGUACGUCAUGUUGUGAAUUAUUUUCGGCCUUUAUCGAGGGUUUUCUUAGUCCGGGCUGAAAUAAUUUAUGACGUGCAUUGUUUGGUCACGCUUAAUCAAAUAGGUAGUCUAUGCCUUGAAAUCGGGAGUGAAAACGUGAAUUACGUGGGUGUAAACAACCUGCUCCGUUCAAGAAUAAUAUUCACGCAUAUAUUUGCUCCAAAGGAAAAUCCUGACACUAUCACGAAUACCACGUGCUGAUUAAUUCCCGGACUGUUAUUUCCACUUUCAUUUAAUUUGAGAUUUUACUUUCGCUUCGUGCUUGAUUAAAUAUUCGAAGUCGAGUUUCUUUAAAAGAACAUAACCUAUACUCGGUCUUAAAUGUCAUUUGUAGUUUAUAAACUCUAGUAAUUUUUUGGGUAUAAAGAAAAGGGAUUUAAGGAUGGCUCUCAUAAAUUUCGAAGGCAAUGAUCCAUGGCUGUUGGAGUAUGAUGCCUGCGAGAGACUAUUUCGAGAGAUAAUGGAGCAAUUAACACUACGAGAUCGAGAGCCACGAACAUCACAAACAUUCGCACACUUAUCAGCUAAUAUUCGCAUUCGUAUGAAAAAGUACAGCGGUGAAGUGCGCCAGCUGAAGAUCAAAGUGGAAGAAGCUUCAAGACAGCGAAACAUAACUGCUGAGGAGGCUGAACGUAGAACGAGGCAAGUCGAACAACUCCAAAGUAAAGACGUGCAGAUUCAAAGACUGUUCGACUCUCGCAGAAACGAAAUGGCCUCGUCACGUGCUGGCCUAAUGGCUCCCAGUUCUUCAGCUUUUGCAGAUAUUGGAACAACCAGCUGGGGAAUUGACGAUGACGACGAUCAGCCUCUAGAUAUUCAGGUUUCGGUAACCGAUCUUAAAAGCGAGCAAAAACGAUUACUGGAAGAACAAGAACAAGGACUAGAAGAAUUGUCUAAAGUAAUUUCAAGACAAAAACAAAUCGCUCACACGAUUCACAGUGAGGUCGAUCUCCACAACGAAAUAAUCGACGAUUUAGCAGACCACGUCGACAGAACCGAUGAACGUUUGAUUCAGGGAACACGAUCAGUGCAAAGUAUCAGUGAAAAAGAUAGAACAUGGGGCUACUGGAUUAUCAUAAUUAUUCUUUUAAUAAGCAUAGUAGUAGUAAGUUUAAUAAAAUAAUUGAUUUUGUAGAUAUCCUUUAUUUUAGGACAAAUGGCAAAUACUAAAAAUGAACUUAGUUUUCUGGAAAGAAACUUUGCUGAUUCAAUAGUCUUGCGCUUGGCAGCUUUUCAGGUUAAUUUUUGUUGCUUUGGAUACUUUAAGAGAGUAUUUCAAGUAUUUUGUCCAUAGAUUUGAAAUAUCAAUCGUGAUACGUAGUUUUCAGGUUUUGCAAUUUAUGAGAAUAAGAUUUUUGUAAAAAGAAGGAGUUAGGAAUGCAUGAGACGUUUAAAGUAUUUUUAUGCCAUGUCAUGCCAAAGAAUGAGUUACGAGAGAAAAUAAUUGUAUUAAUUGUAAUCAUUGACUGGGUGUACUAUAUUCUUCGUAGUUUACUAAGGGCACAAUGCAUUUUCA